AUGGGUGUGCCGGCUUUUUUCCGUUGGUUAACCAGGAAAUAUCCCUCUAUAAUUGUUAAUGCUGUUGAAGAGAAGAAACGUGAAAUUGAUGGAACUGUUUUACCAGUUAAGACGAUGGAACCAAAUCCGAACUUUCAAGAAUUUGAUAAUCUUUAUUUGGACAUGAAUGGUAUAAUUCAUCCAUGUACGCAUCCGGAAGAUCGUCCGGCGCCGAAAACAGAAAAUGAAAUGUUUGCUCUUAUUUUUGAAUACAUUGAUCGAUUAUUCGCAAUCGUACGUCCACGACGUUUGCUUUAUAUGGCAAUUGAUGGUGUUGCACCUCGAGCGAAAAUGAAUCAACAAAGAAGUCGACGAUUUCGUGCAGCAAAAGAUGCCUCUGAGAAAGAAGCGCAAAUCGAAGAAGUACGUAAGGCUUUAGAAACUGAAGGUUUUCCAUUACCUCCAAAGAAGACGAACGAAGAGCGUUUUGACAGUAAUUGUAUUACACCUGGCACUCCAUUUAUGUCAAGGUUAUUACUUGCUGAUGCUUUACGUUAUUACAUCUAUUUGCGAUUAAACAGUGAUCCUGCUUGGUCCAAUAUCAUGGUAAUUCUGUCAGAUGCAAAUGUUCCUGGCGAAGGCGAACACAAAAUUAUGGAUUACAUUCGAAGACAACGAGCAUCUUCAACGCACGAUCCGAAUACCGCACAUUGCUUGUGUGGUGCAGAUGCAGAUUUAAUUAUGUUGGGGCUGGCUACUCAUGAGCCAAAUUUUACCAUUAUUCGGGAAGAAUUUGUGACUAAUCAGCCACGUCCCUGUGAAAUUUGUGGUCAGUAUGGUCAUAUCUUGAUGGACUGUAGGGGAUUAAUUCAACAAGAAAUACCUGAUUAUCAGUGUACACCAUUACAGAAGGAGACAAAUUUUAUAUUCAUUCGUCUUCCUAUUUUGAGAGAAUAUCUCGAGAAAGAUUUGCAAAUAUCUAAUUCGCCAGUAGCCUUUGACCUCGAAAGAGCAAUCGAUGAUUGGGUUUUUAUGUGUUUUUUCGUCGGGAAUGAUUUCCUACCUCAUUUACCUUCUCUCGAAAUUCGAGAAAAUGCAAUUGAUCGUCUUAUUAAGCUUUAUAAAGAUAUGAUCCAUGAGACGAGGGGAUAUUUGACUAAUGCUGGUGAAGUAAACAUGGAGCGAGUUCAGAUUAUCCUGGAUAAUCUUGGUGCAGUCGAGGAUGAAAUAUUUAAAACAAGACAGACAAGGGAAAUAGAAAUGAGGAGAAAUAAAAUGAUAAGAAAUGAGAAACGAAGUACAAAUGUUCUAGCUUAUGUUCCUUCUAGUGGUUCUUUAAUCACUCCAGAGCCAGGUGUUCCAUUAUCAUUUAACGGUUGUGAUACGCGUUUAAUGGCUCGUGAUUCGCGAAUGCAGGCUCUGAAUUAUCAGCUUCAUUCCCAAUCUGAAAAAAAGAAGAUGGAUUGCAAGAGGAAAAUGGAAUAUGAUUCUGAUUCUGAUGAACCAUACGAUGAAGUUCGUUUAUGGGAGAGUGGAUGGAAGGAACGUUAUUAUCGAUCUAAAUUUCAAGUAGACGGAAACGAUCUUGGAUUUCGUAAAAAAAUUGCUUGGGCAUAUGCCACUGGUCUUUGUUGGGUUUUGAAAUAUUAUUACCAGGGAUGUGCAAGUUGGGAUUGGUAUUUUCCUUAUCAUUACGCUCCUUUUGCAUCUGAUUUUGAUUUAAUAACACAGUUUAAAGUUGACUUUGAUAAACCAACGCAACCUUUUAAACCGCUGGAACAACUUAUGGCUGUUUUUCCAGCUGCAAGUCGAUCUCAUUUGCCAGAGUCUUGGCAACAUCUUAUGGUCGAUCCUGAAUCUCCAAUAAUUGAUUUUUAUCCUGAUGAUUUCGUAAUUGACUUGAAUGGAAAAAAAUUUGCUUGGCAAGGCGUUGCAUUAUUGCCAUUUGUUGAUGAAAAACGUCUCUUGGAAACUUUGAAAGAAGUUGAAAAUGCGCUUGAUGAUUGUGAAAAAACACGAAAUUCGCGAGGUUCAGAUCGCCUCUUUGUUGGUUCCAAACAUCCAUUAUGCAAAUUCUUGGAAGAAAUGUACAGUUCAGUUGAUUCGGAUAACAGUUUUAUCCAAAUUGACACACUGCUAACACUGGGUGUGGAUUUAAAUGUGGCACCAGAUCCAGAUGGUUGCCUGCUUGGUGAAUCAUAUCUAUCUCCAGUUCCAUUUGAACAAUUCGGUGAUAUAAAGGUUAAGCCAAACCGUGCGUUAAUGGUGAUUUGUCAAGAUCCUCAAUUCGAAAAGGGCAAAAUAUUCUCAGCAAAUCGUCUUCCUGGGGCGGUAGAUUUGCCUCGAACGUUGAAGCCAGAAGAUUGGAACAACAGAAUUCCAUAUCGGCCUCAAAUUGGAUUUUCACGCAAUGUUCCUCGUGCGUUUUUGGGCGAACCAGGGCACAGAAUGCUUGUUCAUGAAACAAAACGUUUUCAUGCUCAUGUAAGAAAUGUACAGGCAUACAGACCACGGUGGCAGAGCACAUAUGUUGGCUCUGGAGAUGUUUAUCGUUUUAAUUCUUCCAGCCUAGAUCCUUAUUGGCAGAGUUGUCCUCGUGUAGAAAUGCAUCGUUUCAGAUCAUUCGAGGGUUUUUAUCCUCAAUCAUCUUCACUAUUUCAUGAGGAAGGGCCACGUUCCAAUGUCCGACCUAGAAGGCCUCAGUUUUUUCAGCGCAAUUGA
Molecule: messenger RNA, 2700 nt
Organism: Dracunculus medinensis (Guinea worm)
Lineage: Eukaryota; Metazoa; Nematoda; Chromadorea; Rhabditida; Dracunculidae
Source: the annotation of a GenBank genome assembly